Molecule: messenger RNA, 2935 nt
Organism: Vollenhovia emeryi
Lineage: Eukaryota; Metazoa; Arthropoda; Insecta; Hymenoptera; Formicidae
Product: PRKC apoptosis WT1 regulator protein-like
Exons: 9
Coding region: 431-1345 (304 amino acids)
Biological process (GO): apoptotic process; positive regulation of apoptotic process
Cellular component (GO): cytoplasm
Source: RefSeq, a predicted model, not a curated record
GCGCAGCGAAAGCGAGGAAAGCUUAGCAAGUUACUGACGCGGCCAACAGCGGCGAUUCCGCGGAUUCUCCACGGACGACGGUGAGAGCCGCGGCCCGACGUAGACGUUGCACGGUGUCGUCAAGGCGGCGUCCCCUCGGGUCCAAUCUACCGCGGGCACCACGAUCAAUACACCGUUCUCGCGGCUACGCUUCAGCUAUGCUCCCGUCCCGGCCGAUGUUUAUGGUCGUCGUUCACGUCGGCUGACAGCUGUCAAUCCCUCGUUCGGGUCGCCAGUGAGUCACCGGAUCGGCAGCCGAGGGCCACCUCAGACAAGUCCCACGAGAUCAGUAGCAUAGAUCGAGCGCUAUUAAAGAUCGACGGACACCCCGCACGAAACGGGAUCGACCCUCCCUGCAGGUAUCGCACGUCACAACCUACCCUUUGUUCAGAUGUCCAGGCAUUUUUUCGAUAUCACAGGCAUGGCGUCCAGCUCCGUCAGCCAGGAGGACUUCGAGAACGACUUCGAGUUGACAUCCAGGAGAUCCAGGAUUAGAACCGCCAGGGCCAGGGUAGGCCCGGCAAGAGCAGGGGAUGUGUCUUCCAUAAGCUUUCAAAAGAAUACACCCGAUGUGGAGGAAUCGCAAGGCGCUUACGACGCAAGCUCCAAUCCCGUGCUUCCACCCGAGCACGAAAACCCGCAGAGCAAGCCCAUAAUAAGGAAACAGGAUAAACGCGUGACCGGCCGUGUCUUUAGUGUCGUAUCCUGUUUGCACAGGCCAACGCAUAUAAACAAGGGGAAGCAGCAACGUGAUCGACGGAAACUGCGAGAAAAACGGCGUAGCACAGGAGUCGUGCAUUUACCGUCGACAGAGAGUACUGGAGGUAGUACGGGGGAAGACGAGGAGGAGCUUAGCGGCACUUGCCUUGAAACUAAGCACAACACGCAUCACAAUGAAUUUCUUGAUCACGAAUUAAUAGAAGAGCGGAACGCCAGAAUGUACACACAAAGGCGGAACAAAAGCCACUCCGAUUUGGAGGCCGAUGACGAGGAGUUCGAUUCUCUCAAUCAAUCCGACAGCAUUAAUCAAUCGGACCACGGCAAUCACGAGCCGCAGACGUCAGUCAAUGCAACCGUCAGGCCGAGAUUGCCGACGCCGACGGGCGACAAUCCGCACGAACUGAUCGAACGAGCGCAAGAGGAAAACAGGAGGUUGCUGUCCCUUCUGGAAGAUCGGGACCACAAAAUAAUAGCGCUGGAGGCUCGCCUUUUAAAGCAGCAGCACGAGAUGACCCUGGAACGGGACCGACUUCGCGAGGAGAAUGCCACGUUGAUUCGCGCGAUGGCUGCAUUAGCCAGCAACUAAUCCUCUUCAUGUAAUAAAGAUCACGCCUUCUUGGCUCUUCGCUCCUUACGAUAAUCGCCGAGCUGCAGGAUGAGCCAUAAGUCGCGCACCCCGUUGAUCUUCAAUUAUUAAUAUGUAUAUUCUUUUCGCAAGAUUUUUUUGUUUUUGAAGAACGAUUCGCUCGUUCUAUGCAAAUCUAAUUUUUUAAUCGUAUCCCAAUUUUUCGACUUGUUGGGAGACUUGUAACAGCCGCAGGGGGCUAAACGACUGAAAAUCCGGUAUUGCGUUAACUAUUUUAAUCAUUGUUGAUAUUGUGAUAUAUAUAUAUUUUUUUAUGUAAUAUAUUAUAGAAUGCAAAAUGAUCGGAGAACGAUCCAAUGAUUUCUCUAUUGAGUGUUAAACCGAUAGAAUCUUAUCGUUACGUUUGGAUUUUCGGAAAUUGUUAAAUCCGUUUAAAGUAAAAAUUGUACCUUGCACUAAAUAUUUCAAUUGUUUUUGUGAUAUGAUUGUGUGCUUUUUUUCUCUCACUCAAUAUGAUACAAUGUGAAGGAUGAAUUAAUCCUUUAUCUGUAGAAUUUUUUUAUAGAAAGCUUUUUAUGUAAAGAUCUCUGCGUAAUUUAUAUUAAUCCUUAAAAGGUAAGGGCCGAAAGGAAAACUGUAUAUCCUUUGAGUCUUGCUUUCCUUUUUUCCUAUCGGUAAGCUAUAAAGUUAUAAAAUAAAGUGAAAAUCGCACAUCACGUUUAAUCCUCACUUAUGUUGUUUUAAAUGAAAGGCUGAGAAUUUAAUUAAAUAUAUAAACGAAUUAGCUCGUAACGAAAGCAACUUAGAUUAAUAGCGAUAAGAGCUUAGAUAUUUAGUUAAAUAAAACUGAAAGGACAUUUCACAUUGCAUUCGUGGUAAUUUUCUGCAUCCCCCUGCAUGAUUUAUGGAUCAUCCUAAGCAAAUAAGGAAGACAUACCUAAGUAGUGAGUAAAUAGAACUUCAGUGCGUAUCGCAAAUUGAGUCAUAAAUAAACAGAUAAUUCUCUAAUCGCAGUGUUAGCUGCAGAAAGUAUGUACGUUUUUGCAAGCUGCAAUACGAGUUACAUUUUGUAAAGAGCAAUCGCAAUUCUCCACUUAUAAAAUGUUAUUGUGACAAUUAGAUUGAUCAUCACUCGCAGGGCUUUGGUCGCAGGCACAGAUCGCACGUUUAUUAUCGAUAACGCUAUGCUAUCUCUAUUGCCGAUUAAUUGCCGUAUUGUUUUUUUUUUUCAAUAUGUUUCCAAUCUGACAAACUGAUACAUUGAAACCACGUGAAAGUGCCGAUUACGACAUAGGCGACUUGUAAUCAGUUUUCUAUUGUAAUAAUAUAAGAAUGGAUGUUCUAUAUAAGUUUUAUACUUGCAACCACAAUAUUGUAAGAUUAUGAAUUAUUUUAUUAUUAUUAAUGUUAUUGUUAUUAUAUAUAUGAGACGUACAAAUUUUUAUGUACAUAUAGACACGCAGAUGAUUCUGUAGCGAUUAAUCGAUGCAUUUGAUUAGGAGACUCCCGCGAUAAACUUGUGUACUGUGCGGGACGAUGUAACGAGAAUGUGUAAAAUUGUUUGAAGAAAAACUUUCAUUGCGCGUUCAA